This is a messenger RNA of Lycium barbarum (goji berry), 587 nucleotides long. RefSeq names its product protein yippee-like At4g27745. NCBI's taxonomy places the organism in Eukaryota, Viridiplantae, Streptophyta, Magnoliopsida, Solanales, Solanaceae. The record is from RefSeq and is a predicted model, not a curated record. Bases 174 to 497 code for a protein of 107 amino acids. The transcript is spliced from 2 exons.
UCUUAAUUGCAGCCUAAUUGUUGAUGCCAGCAACUUGAAGAAAGCUUUUGCUUCAAAGCAAACAAGAAGUUAAUCUUUCUACAAACUAAUUCAUUUAAUACUAGUCAAACUAAUUUACUUGCUUCCAACUUCAAGAUCCUCUAAUUUUGAGAGACCAUUCAAUUUUCAAACAUAUGGAAGAAAGAUUAUUCGGUCCACGGAUAUAUAGUUGCUGUAAAUGCCGAAAUCACAUUGCUCUUCAUGAUGAUAUCGUCUCCAAAAAUUUCCAGGCAAGCCCUGGGAGAGCUUAUUUAUUUACGCAUGCCAUGAAUGUAGUGAUAGGGCUAAAGGAGGAUCGGCACCUAAUGACUGGUUUGCAUACUGUGGCUGAUGUUAAGUGCUCUGAUUGUGGGGAAGUUUUGGGAUGGAAAUAUGAAAGAGCAUAUGAUGAAAGCCAACAGUAUAAAGAAGGAAAGUUUGUUCUCGAAAAAUUUAAGAUUGUCAAGGAGAAUUGGUAGCCUCGAUGGGAGAGAUUUAUGAACAUAUCUCAAGUGUAUAUAAUUAACUUGGAUAGUAUUUUUACCAGAUGUGUUGUGAAUAUCAGGAAA